AUGGCUCUCGUGAACCCUUCAGCCUUGCCAGAUGUUUCUCGUAGCAUCCCUGGUUCAAGGCAUUUCAGUUGGACAGCCGGCUUUCCGUACAUAUCACGAUUUGAUUCCCACGACAGCCUCCGCAAAUUAUAUGACAUUCAUUUGCCGUCAAGAUUGGAUGAACUUCGCCUUGAUGAUAUCAAUACAUUCACAACUUUGAAUUGCACCGCCCAGCAAGCGAGUUGCGAAAGAGCAGCCAACGCACGCGCGAGACCUUCUUGUCCGCAGAUACAAGUCGAAACUAUUCAAGAGGUCCCAUGCAGCGAAACUUUCGCUGAGAAUGUCAAGCUUCGGGGGCCCUUCUCUAGAUGGAUGAAGUCAUUACAUCGCCGAGUGAGUCAAAGAGACCACGAAAAUGUUUGGUCCCCAGAUACUGGAUGGGAAAAUCUCGAGUGCAGUGGAGCUUAUCAGCGAUCAAUUCGCCGCAGACUCAGUCGUCGGCUCUCGUCUUCUGGGUCUUCGCUAGGUUUCAUCGAAGCAGUCCAAAGUGCGAGUAUCAGCAUCGCUAGUGCCAGUGCCAUCUCGCGCUCACACCGGCAUCAUCGCCUUUCAAAUUGCCGGUCACGGACUGAGCGAAGCAGUCGAGCUUCUCUGUCUGCCCCAAGGUUUUCCGAAGACAGUAUUCCGUUCGAAAAGGUCAGCAUUGAUGUUGCUGCCGUCCAGCGUUCUCUUCGGCGCCGGCAGAUCAUCGAGGAGCUCAUCAAUACGGAGGAGAGUUAUAUUGGUGAUAUUCGUUUCCUUAUUCAUACCUACAUCAACCUGCUCGCUGCUCUCCCAACUUUACCAGAGAGGUUGCGCUCGUCCAUCAACCAUAAUCUCGAUCAAAUCCUUCAGCUCCAUGAAGAAAUACUUGGCGAACUACAUAGGGUAGUUCCGGAUUCUGAAUACAACCAAGCUGAUCAUCUUAUCGUAUCCUCCUCGAAAUCAAACAAUCCCAAAACUGGACAUCGCCGAUGGUCAAGCCUAGAUAUGGUCUCAGGGGAUCAAGGCAGCCUCCAGUUACUAGAAAAGGAGCCUGGUGUGCUGUCUGAGCCUCAGGUAGCAGCAGAAGCGGCCAAGAUUUUCAGCAGGAGGAUGCAUCGGUUCUUCAUGUAUCAGGAAUACGGUGCGAAGUAUGAGAUGAUGAUCAAAGACGCCACUUCAGCUCUAGAAAAUCUCCCCGAAUGGGAGUUACAUCAGAAGGGGCUUGAGGCUUUCGCGUUCACCAUGGAGCCAUCACCCUCGUCCGAUAGAAGAAAGGCUCUAACAAUAGGCGAUCUUCUUGUUAAGUCGCCGGCCGGCAUUGACGGUCAGUAUAUGAUCUGCUUGCUUUACAAAGACGUCCUCUGUCUGGCCUCUGGGGGAAAGUUUGAUCCUAUCUAUACGAUUCUGGCCUGUAUCGAUGUACAUUGUUCAGCUGUUGAAGAUGCUGACAAUGGGCGCGGCUUGCAAUGCCACCUAGCUCCCUUCUCAUGGAAGCUUGUUUUUGAGAGCGAUCAUCAACUCUACGAGGUGGUAAUGACGGCCUGUACGUCAAGGGAGGAGAACGAAUGGCGAACCCGGUUGCAGCAACCACUGUGCCUAGAGCCAGUUGGUAGAUCUCCUGGUCUUCAAAUAUUUCUCUCUCUUGACAUUCAAAGUCUAGGCACUGUGUUUGGACGACCUGGCAGUAUCGCGAGGAGUCUGUCAACGCAUCAGGCCUCUGUGGGAAGCUCCGAGUCAUCCCUGUGCCAUGUCAUUCUCAAGAAUACAAGUACCAUGAAAUCUAGUAGUGGUAUCAGCUCUGGAGCUAGACUCCAUCGUUCACAGUCUUUGUUGUCAACAAAAGUCAGAACGCCAGUCCUGGUACCAUCUCGAAGUGAAAGAGCGCGGCUGGAGGUGCUUCUCUCAGACGUCUGGAGUCAAGAUGUUCUUCCCCUUCCUAGCAUGACGAACAUUGCGCGGAAUGAGCAGAUAAUCAGGCGGUCAGCAUCAACCGUGAUGAGAAAGUUGAGUGUAUCCAGCAUGACGAAGAGGUCAGGAAGCUUGUCACGCAGAAUGAUCGAGGACCCAUCAAGUGAAGACCAGACCCUCCAGACAAGUUUUUCGAGCGAUAGUGGCUUUGACAUCUUUGACAAGACUGGUCGUGAGGAGAGCUCACACUCCUACACAAGUAAAGGCUCAGCGCUCCCAGAGACUCGAGAGCUAAGUGAGGAGGAUGAUCGUGUAUCGAACAUGUCUCCGAGGCUGGAGCUCACUCAGAUAUCCGAACUCGAACCUCUCAAUCUGAUUGAGAUUAUUUCAGACCAGCAGUUGCAAAGUGAGGCAGAAAACACAUCAGCUCUACAAGACUGUAUGACAAACAGGCUCCAGAUCAAUUCUCCACAAAGUGGUUCCAGAACAGCAACGCACUCUGUGGCGAAGGAGAAUCUGUCUCGCUUGGCAGAUGCCACCGCCGUGCAGAGCACAGAUGUUCCAUGGGGGAAGGAGAAAGGCUCGAGAAACGAAAAGAAAUGCACAGGCAUUCGCAGAUUCUUUCGGUAA
This is a messenger RNA of Fusarium tjaetaba, 2541 nucleotides long. RefSeq lists its product as uncharacterized. Lineage: Eukaryota; Fungi; Ascomycota; Sordariomycetes; Hypocreales; Nectriaceae. The record is from RefSeq and is a predicted model, not a curated record. Gene Ontology annotation, molecular function: guanyl-nucleotide exchange factor activity. The transcript is spliced from 6 exons. The coding region runs from base 1 to 2541 and encodes 846 amino acids.